Molecule: messenger RNA, 2962 nt
Organism: Triplophysa dalaica
Lineage: Eukaryota; Metazoa; Chordata; Actinopteri; Cypriniformes; Nemacheilidae
Product: growth hormone secretagogue receptor type 1-like
Exons: 3
Coding region: 371-1408 (345 amino acids)
Biological process (GO): hormone-mediated signaling pathway; G protein-coupled receptor signaling pathway
Cellular component (GO): plasma membrane
Molecular function (GO): growth hormone secretagogue receptor activity
Source: RefSeq, a predicted model, not a curated record
AGACCUAUGGUAAUCGUGCACCUUAUUUAACACCGAUGAGUCAAGAACAUCAUCAUCAGUGUUGUGCAGUUAAACAACGACACUCUCACAUGAAAGAGUGCAUGUUUGGAUCUGUUCACAUUGAAAUAAGAGUGAAUGAGUUGAUGUCUUAUGAAUCAGGAUGGCUGUGUAUUCCUGUAAACUGUGUGUGAUUAAGUGAAUUCGAUUUGUUCCUCCGCUCUGUGAGAGGACUCUGAUGUUCAGGGGUGGGCAUCACAGAGAGAGAGAGAGACCACCGUCCUCAAACACAGGUUUCUCUGCAGACACACUGAACUCAUGAUGAUGAAAGUGAAGAAGACGCCGUAGCUGUUGUGAGUUCAGUACGAGUGUCAUGGAUGUGUUAGAAGGUUCUGGAUCUGGUUGGUGUGUGAACUGUGGAAAUGGAUCCGAAUGGGAAGAAUGGGGAGAUCAGUCGCUCUUCAGCGACACAGAGCUUGUGAUCGUGACGACGCUGUGCGUUCCUCUUCUGCUGCUCGGCCUGCUGGGAAACGCACUGACCAUUCUGGUCGUCUGGCUCCGCCCACAAAUGAGAAGCACCACCUACCUGUACCUGAGCAGCAUGGCCAUCUCUGACGUGCUCAUUUUACUGUUGAUGCCUCUGGAUCUGUAUAAGCUGUGGCGGUAUCGUCCAUGGUUGCUAGGAGACGCCGUGUGCAAACUGUCGGUUUUUGUCGGAGAGUGCUGCACCUUCUCAUCCAUCCUGCACAUGACGGCUCUGGGGGCGGAGCGAUACCUGGCCGUCUGCUUCCCUCUCCGCGCACGCCUGCUCGUCACCAGGGGGCGUGUCCGCGUGCUGAUCGCCGGCCUGUGGGGUGUGGCCAUGCUUAGCGCAGGACCUGUUUUGGCUUUGGUGGGGGUGGAACGUUUCGAGGGCGGAGCCAGCGAAUGCCGCUGCACACAGUACGCCCAGACGUCUGGCCUGCUUAAAGCCAUGCUGUGGCUCUCCAACCUCUACUUCGUUUGUCCUCUCACGGUUCUGUCCCUCCUGUACGGCCUGAUCGCUCGCCGCCUGCAUCUGCGCGCUCACACGCACCGCGACAAAAUGCACCGCCAGACUCUGCGCAUGAUGGUGGUGAUAGUGCUGGUGUUCGUCUUGUGUUGGCUGCCAUUUCACGUGAGUCGGACGUUGUUUUCGGUGUCCCACUCCAGUGAGGAGUUGUAUUACAUCAGUCAGUAUUUUAAUCUGGUGUCUUUGGUGUUGUUUUACGUGAGCGCCGCCGUCAAUCCCUUGCUGUAUAACAUCAUGUCUGCGCGUUACCGUGCCAGUGUCCUCGCCGUGCUGCGGUUGACGGUGGGCUCCACGGACGAGCUGCGCCACAGGGCCCGCACCUCCCCGCUCACGGCCUCUCACUCCAGCACACACUUCUGAUAACUGACAUCCUGCUGAAACACAACUGAGGAUGUAACAGAAGUGCAGCAUGGCCGACAGGUCUCAGAUCAGCUGUACAGGCAGAGUUCUAACAGUGUAGAAAUGAAGUACACAGGCUGCUUGCAUACUUGUGUAGUGUGGAGUAUGCUUCUGUUCAUCUGAGUCCUGCAGACAAACACAUGCAGCACUACAGAGCCCUUCGCCAUCACUAUAUAUAUAUAUAUAGAUAUUUAUUUUGUGUGCGUGUGUGUAUGUUUAAAUUGUACUUGUAUCGUAGUUUCAUGGAUGUUGAAUAAAAGCUUGUCUGUGUGAGGAUUCUGGUGUCUAGAGAUGAUCGUGUGAAGUAUAUCUGCAUCUACAUGUCGGGUAAAUGACUUCUGUUCAUCUAUCAACAGAAUUGAUUCUGCUGCCCUGAUUUUUCUACUUACACUCAGCCUUUAAAGUAUGUUCUGUUUUGAGACAGAAUGAGACAAGUAUGUAAGUACUGGAAAAUAUUAGCAGAAAAAUCUUCGACAGAUUGUAUGCAAACUGGGGCACAGUUUAGACUUUAUCGCCUCUUGCUGCCAUAAAAAAAGAACCUGAAAUGUGAUUUUAUUUAGCGAUCCACCUAACAGCAAAAUAAACAUGUUCUCUCAAGCUCCAAAAAGUGCAUGAAAAAGUGCAUCCACCGCUCAAAGAGCAGCUCGACACCGCUCUGUGGUCUUCUGAAGCGAAUCCAUGCGUUUCUUUAGGAGAAAAAUCCGCUGUUGACGACUAUUGAUAAUAAUGUCUAACAUCCACUGCAGGCGAAUGAGAGGCUUGUUUUUCCGCUAAAGGGUGGUGACAAUACAAUAUUCCAUGGAAAAAUAGGAAUAUUGUUUUUAAUUUCACCAGGACUUGAAAUCCUUUAAGAAGAUGUUUCAUAAAUGUAUAAACUGCAGAACUGUGAAAGAAGACAUCUUUACUGUUGACUGUAGAGCCUCUAUUCCUAAAGGCACGAAAAUUAUUUAAUUCGGAAAAUGUUUCGUUUUUGUAAUCCAGAUGGAAAAUCAUGCAAAUUAUUAUUUUUCUGCUGUGAUUAAAUGCUCUCUGUAAUGUUCAUGCCAGAUGUGCAAUACCUGAAGGGAAAAUAAAGAUGGUUUUAUAUUCAAUCAAACCCCUGUUUAUGUCGAUCAUUUGGUUUCACUCAGGUGGAAACUUUAACGUUAUCGCGCAUGCGCACAGUGAUUCUCAUCAGUUUACCGCUUUCCAGCGCAUCGGGUACUCGACUCGUUAAGACACGUUAACACUGCCACCAAAAUCCGCUCGUAUGCGACCCAGAUCUGUUUACUGCAUGGCAGUUUGAAGAGGACAAACCAGAUGGAAUCCGAUCUUUUUAUUCUGAUCUGAGCCACUUCCAUACAUGGUCCUAAACGGUCAGGGUAUAUUCUGGCAAACUGUUUCCCGAUCACGUUUUUCAAUCGGCAAAGCAGUCUGUGCACACGCCGUUUACUAACACAAGAUGGAUAUUCGUAAAGCAAAUCGCACGUGUCUGAUUUCCCAGCGCUACACUAUCGAUUCGAAUUUAAAACGAGA